Molecule: messenger RNA, 2973 nt
Organism: Suricata suricatta (meerkat)
Lineage: Eukaryota; Metazoa; Chordata; Mammalia; Carnivora; Herpestidae
Gene: DNAI3
Product: WD repeat domain 63
Exons: 23
Coding region: 123-2813 (896 amino acids)
Biological process (GO): cilium movement involved in cell motility; inner dynein arm assembly
Cellular component (GO): inner dynein arm
Molecular function (GO): dynein heavy chain binding; dynein light chain binding
Source: RefSeq, a predicted model, not a curated record
GGACUUGCUUUUCUGAGAGGAGAGUCAAACUUCCAUCUCCAGCUCCCAACGGGCUUUCUCCAGGGAAUUGCAAAGAGGCUUCUUUCCCCUUCAGGUUAGCAGUAUCAGCCUAAGUCAGAACCAUGGCUCCAAAAGCUCAAAAACAAAAGAGCUCUGAUGGCAACAAAAAAACCAAACAGAGAAAAACCAAACAAACAUUACCUGAUAGAGAAGAAACAGAACCUGCAAAUAUGGAGAACAUAGGUCAUCCAGAAAUUUAUCCUUUGGUGUUAACUACCCAGACCCAGGAAAUAUUUAACUGCCGAAUAGAUGAAGAUGUUACAGAUGGAAAACCUUAUAAACUUAUCAAAAAAGAAGAUAUUUUAGCAGACUUUAAAAACAGAGCUGCUGUGUCUGAUUUCUACCCAGUCAAAAAAGUUAUCCAGGAAUAUCCUGGAGACGAGCUUCUGGUUGUUUAUGACAAAGACUUCAGAUAUGGACUUAACUUUUAUCUUAUUGGAACAGAAGAGGGCAAAGAAAACUACUUAAAUUACCCAGAAGUACCAGAAGAACACGAAGAAUAUAAAGAGUAUAUUCCUGAAGAUUUAUAUAUUUAUAGACCACCUAUCUCUAAACCAUGGGUUUCUUUGGGCAGUGAAAAAGAAAUUGAUGAAGAAUCGGUUAAGGAAUCUGCAAAGCAGAUUACAUAUAUGAUUUCUCGAAAACGACGUGAAUUUGGUACGCCAAUUAAGUUCAGGGACCAAAAUGCUUCCAGUGUAAAAGACGCCUAUAUUGAAUGUACAGCCUACUCAGAUAAAAAUUUUAUCAUUAAGCAACUGGAGAAAGAUGUGGGCAUGCAAGUAGUCCCCAAUGUCAAGGACACAAGUACUCAAACAAAAUGGACAUAUCCCCAAAAUGUUGCUAUACAGUAUUAUCCAAGAGAAUUUUCAGAGGAGGAAAAAGAGAUAUUUGGACAAUCUAAGCCUUUGAUCAACUUUCUAAAUAAUGCAUCUAUAAGUGUUGAAAUAGCCCUGCAGCAAAAUGAAAUCAUGAACACAUUUAUUGAUGACUGGAAGAACCUGGCAGAAGAAGAAGGCACCUUUGAAGACAAGACUGAUACCCACCUAAAAGAGUACCAGUCCUUUACCGACCUUCAUAACCUAGCAGAGACAAUGGUCACUUCCGUCUCCUGGCAUCCGACUAUCUAUGGGCUAAUAGCUGUGUCAGUGGCUGUUAGACUCUCCUUUGAAGACAGAGUCCACUUUUCCGGUAAAUUAUUGCUGCAACCAUCACUGAUUCUUUUCUGGAGUUUCUCCGAUCCCAUACAUCCUCAGUUAAUGCUGGAGAGCCCAGAUGACAUCUUUUGCUUCAAGUUCUGUCCAAGUGACCCUAACAUCAUUGCUGGAGGCUGCAUAAAUGGGCAGAUUGUCCUGUGGGAUAUUACUGCACAUGCAGAUCGCAUAGAAAACAUCAAGACAGGAGGUAGCAGCAGUAAAAAAGUCACGCUCAAGCCUAUGUUUCUCCUUGAACCAGACAGUAAUAAAGAAGUGAUGUAUAUCAGACACUGUGCAGUCUCCUCAAUAGAAAAUGGCCAUAAGAAAGUAAUUACAGAUAUACACUGGCUGUCUGACACAUUUGAGAUUAACAGAAUGGGUUCUGUCUUCGAGAAUCGCAAUGGAAUAUGCUGUCAACUUGUCACAUGUUCGGCGGAUUGCACGAUAUGUUUUUGGGAUAUCAGACCACAAAAAGCUUUAACCCCACAACCAGUAGAGAAAAAGAAAGAAGAAAGUAUUGAAAUUCCUUAUGAUGUACCAUCUACUUUUUUGCAUCUAGAUCUCUCCUGGAAACCUUUCACUAAGAUAAAGCUGUCUAAAGGUGAAACAAGUUUAGACCACUGCCCAACCAGGGUCAGCCUGAGCGAGGACAAUUUCCUUUACAAAACACAAGACAAAGUAUCAGCCCAGAGCAAAGCAGUGAAGACAGGAGAGAUACAUCCGUACCAGAGUCUGGAAGGUGGGUUUGGCAACAAUCUGAAGCCUAUAGAGGACUUCUGCACGAAGUUCUUUGUCGGAACAGAGGAAGGUGAAGUGAUAUACACAGAUUGGAAAAUGGAAAGAGACCCUGACACUGGCCGAAUGAUGGCAAAGAAGCCAGUGAACCUUUACACUGUCCAUGAUGGAGCUGUCCACACUGUUCAGAGGUCACCUUUUUACAAGGACAUUAUCCUCACCAUUGGGGGAUGGAACUUGGCCAUCUGGAAAGAAGGUGUUACAACUGGACCCCUCCUUCAGUCAUGCUGUGCACCCAAAAGGUACACAGCAGGCCACUGGUCCCUGACAAGGCCUGGAGUCUUCUAUAUUGGCCGAGAAGAUGGAUACAUUGAUAUCUGGGACCUUCUGGAGAAAACCCAUGAGCCAUCCCAGUCACAAAACAUCUGCAUAACCAUGAUCACCUGCAUCAAACCCUGGACCUUUAGUGCUAAGCAGCAAUUUAUAGCCAUAGCUGAUUACUAUGGAACACUGCAUAUAUUGGAAAUUCCUUGGACGUUAAGUCACCCAUCUGCCAAUGAGGUAUCAGGCACGAGCCACUACUUUGAAAGAGAAGUCAAGUAUCUGGAAUAUGUAGAACAGCGUAAGAAAAUCCGUGAACAAGAAAAGAAAGAAAUGGAUCUGGAACUUGAGAAGAAAAAAUCUAAAACAUAUCAGAAGUCAAAAGAACAGAUGGAGGCUGAAUUGAGAGAUGAGUAUGACAGUUACUUAGAACUGGAAAAGAACACCCUCAUCAAGCUUGGCCUCAUCAGAGUGCCAGAGACGAUGCCAUUCAUGGAUUUAUGAGGUGGAAAAGCUUUCUGCAGGGUGUUUGGGGGACUUGGUAGGCCUGUCUUUUCUUUUUAUUCAUUAUUUUUUAUGUAAGGUGAGCUAGCAAAUUAAACAUGGUUUACUUGUAUUUGCCUUUUAUUUCACUAUAAUUAAAACGUGAUUUAUCACAACAAGA